AUGUAUUUAAAAUCUACUCAUUCACAACUCCUUGAUGGAGGUCAUAAAUGGGAUGUCACUUUGUUUUGCAAUGCAGAAGCAAAUUCUAUUGCAUCAGUAAGCAUUAAUCCAAAAUCAAAAGGCUCAAAAGUAGUAGCAAAUGAUGCAAAACCAGCACCAACAGCUUAUACAAUGUCAUAUACAUGUUCAAAAAACGAUCUACCUCCAGUAAAAUUUUCAGCUAUUAUAACAUUUUUGAAAACCAAUGAAAAGAAAACAGUUAGUGUUCCUGCAAAUAUGGCAACAGAUAGAAAAAGAAGAAGAGCUGAUGGUUCAAUGGAUCACGACGAAUCAAGUGACAAUCAUAACCAAGUAAACAAUGAGCAACCAUUACCGCUUCCACUUUCAGAAAAAGAAGGAAAGGAAAAAAGAAGAAAAUUAUAUUUAUGUUUUGGUAGAUCAAAACCUAUUGUGUCAGAGAAAGAUGAAACUGUAAUUGUCACAACAACUUCUUGA
Molecule: messenger RNA, 495 nt
Organism: Entrophospora candida
Lineage: Eukaryota; Fungi; Glomeromycota; Glomeromycetes; Entrophosporales; Entrophosporaceae
Source: the annotation of a GenBank genome assembly